AUGAGCAGUUCAAGUAUUAGACCACCACCUCAACAAGCUCCUCUAACUCUUGAUACAAACACUGCAGAGUUGAUUACAAAGACCAAUAAGAAGAUAUCAGACUAUGUUCAUCAGAUUGCUAAUGAACCAAGUGUAGGACUGUUCCAUGUACAGGAGCACAUCAGGAAAGCAGUACCAAAGAAUGUAACAUUAAAGAAGGACAUGAAGUCAUUGUCCACUCAUAUAGAAGAAGUGUCAUACGAGGUCAAUGACUCUACUAGCACCGUACAGAUAUUUGCAGAGAUCAACACAUUCGAUCACAUACAUAAGAUGCUUCUGUCCUCUAUUGACAAGGUAUCAAAGUUGGUCAAUAAUAAGCAACUUCAAUUUGUAAACUCAUCACAUCUGAAGCCUACUGCAUCAACUACAUUCAGUAGCUUUCACAAGACAUUCGAGCCCUCCACUGUCCCAACAUCAUCAUCAUCAUUGUCGUCUUCAUCAUCAAACACUCAAACCAAUGCAUCAGUGUUGUCAUCCUCGCAAGUCACUGGCACCUCAGACUUGGGCGCCUCACAGGAUAACAACAACAACAACAACAUAGUUGUCAACAAUAGUGGCAAUGAUAUACCAAUAGAGUCGAAUACAUCAGCAGCAGUAACAUCAAUGAAUAUGAAUGAAUCACAAGAUGGUACAACGAGCGAACAACAAAUGUCAACAAGUGCGGACUCUUUCAACGAGAUACCAGUGUCCUCGACGCCACCAAGCAGCAGUAGUUCAAUCGACUACCUAUCGACAUCGUCAUCAAAGAAGAAGACCACUGGCAAGAAGAAGUCUACAACAAGCAAUGGUACACCAAAGAAGAAGAAGGAGGAGGUUAUACUUCAGCCAAAGCAGUUU
Messenger RNA from Acytostelium subglobosum LB1, 876 nucleotides. RefSeq lists its product as hypothetical. Lineage: Eukaryota; Evosea; Eumycetozoa; Acytosteliales; Acytosteliaceae. Gene Ontology annotation, cellular component: BORC complex. The record is from RefSeq and is a predicted model, not a curated record. The annotation marks the transcript as partial. The transcript has 4 exons.